AUGGCUCGUUUAGGACAGUUUAAUUUGGAUCCGAAUCGAGUGAUUGAUAUCAUCCUGGAGUGCUUCGAAGCAUCGCUAAGUCGGCGCAAGUUUUUCAUUGAACUGCUGACAAAAUUCAAAGCAGACAGCGAUGAUAUCUGCAGCAUCUUGGGAUUCAAAUUCACUUUUUAUCAGCGUUCCGGUGAAACUCCAUUAUCUCUUUACAAAGUAGCUGCGGUGCUUUGCGAUGAGCGAAUUGUCGAUCUGCUCUCACUUUCCUGCUUUCUAACUCCGAAACUGGAAGAACUGAUGAAUGAUCAGAAAAGUCGCUUGGAGAGAGAUACAAAGCGAGCUAAAAAGGCGGAAAUUGUUUCUACCGGGGCAGUAUCCGCUUCAUCAUCAGCAGCUGGUGCAUAUUUGGAUGAUGGUGCGGCCGUUGCUGGAGUAUCGUUUUCCGCUGUAGCUGCUCUGCAAAAUGCUGAAGACUCAAAAUUGGCCGACGAGAAGGACAAUGAUGUUCGUACACUUCCAUCUUCUUUUGUUACUUUGUACACCACCUUGAUUUUAUCAUUGGGCCACGUCAUGGCAGUAAUGCUGCUAACAGUAUUUCCUAUACUGUGCUGCUAA
Molecule: messenger RNA, 606 nt
Organism: Gongylonema pulchrum
Lineage: Eukaryota; Metazoa; Nematoda; Chromadorea; Rhabditida; Gongylonematidae
Source: the annotation of a GenBank genome assembly